Molecule: messenger RNA, 1325 nt
Organism: Ostrinia furnacalis (Asian corn borer)
Lineage: Eukaryota; Metazoa; Arthropoda; Insecta; Lepidoptera; Crambidae
Product: protein fantom-like
Exons: 5
Coding region: 957-1277 (106 amino acids)
Source: RefSeq, a predicted model, not a curated record
CCGAGCUCGAGACGCCCGUCAGCCUGCCCAAGCCCCGGAGCUACGUCGACAAGUGCUACUUCCAGUUCAGCAAGAGUGAGUGUCUAGAGACAAUGUGGCCGCGCUCUACGUGGCGUACACGUUCCGGGGCCGCUCCGGCGCCGAGCUCGAGACGCCCGUCAGCCUGCCCAAGCCCCGGAGCUACGUCGACAAGUGCUACUUCCAGUUCAGCAAGAGUGAGUGUCUAGAGACAAUGUGGCCGCGCUCUACGUGGCGUACACGUUCCGGGGCCGCUCCGGCGCCGAGCUCGAGACGCCCGUCAGCCUGCCCAAGCCCCGGAGCUACGUCGACAAGUGCUACUUCCAGUUCAGCAAGAGUGAGUGUCUAGAGACAAUGUGGCCGCGCUCUACGUGGCGUACACGUUCCGGGGCCGCUCCGGCGCCGAGCUCGAGACGCCCGUCAGCCUGCCCAAGCCCCGGAGCUACGUCGACAAGUGCUACUUCCAGUUCAGCAAGAGUGAGUGUCUAGAGACAAUGUGGCCGCGCUCUACGUGGCGUACACGUUCCGGGGCCGCUCCGGCGCCGAGCUCGAGACGCCCGUCAGCCUGCCCAAGCCCCGGAGCUACGUCGACAAGUGCUACUUCCAGUUCAGCAAGAGUGAGUGUCUAGAGACAAUGUGGCCGCGCUCUACGUGGCGUACACGUUCCGGGGCCGCUCCGGCGCCGAGCUCGAGACGCCCGUCAGCCUGCCCAAGCCCCGGAGCUACGUCGACAAGUGCUACUUCCAGUUCAGCAAGAGUGAGUGUCUAGAGACAAUGUGGCCGCGCUCUACGUGGCGUACACGUUCCGGGGCCGCUCCGGCGCCGAGCUCGAGACGCCCGUCAGCCUGCCCAAGCCCCGGAGCUACGUCGACAAGUGCUACUUCCAGUUCAGCAAGAAGUUCCACCUGACGGACUGCGACCUGCCGCUGCUGGGGCACAUGGCCAAGUGCCGCUCCACCAACCGCACCGAGCACAGCUCUAAAGACUGCGUCAUCUUCAGCGUCAUCAGCGAGCCGCCAGAAGACCCGCUGGGCUUGGACAACUGCGAGGAUAUUGGCUACGCGUACCUUUACCUGGGCGACCUGCUGGCCUACAGCUCCGGCAACGACAGCUACAUCGAGGUGGUGCCGGUACAAGGCGCGCUGCCCGGCGAGGCCGUCUGCGGCGUGCUCGCCGUCAAGGUGGACGGCUUGGACGUACUCCGCCGAUGCGCACUGAUGGCCGUCUCGCAGACUCGGGACCUAUCUGCUAUGUACUGAAAUCCGCAUCCAAGACUGCCAAAGUAUUAAAAGCCGCAUAAAAGUAAA